CCCUAACGGAUAACGUGUCAAAGAGCUCAAAACCUUCUUUACAUGAUGGAAGAGCAAGCGGAAAAUAGAUUCACAUUCAUUUGGAUUAUUGAAAAUUUUAGCAUGUUUCAUCAGCCUAAGAUAAGAUUUCUAUGUAGCCCAGAGUUUGCUUUGAAUUGUUUACCCCAUAUGAAGUGGCACAUUAGGAUAUUUCCCGAAGGGGAUCUUGAUCAAAGCUACACAGCUGUCUAUCUCAAAAGAAUGGAUGAUAUUUCAGAAUUGUGUAACAUAAAUUUUACAGUGCAAGGACUGGAUAGCAGUGAAAAGUCAGUUUUCGGUCCAAAAGGUUGUACCCGUGUAUUUAAAGGUGAGUUUGCGUGGGGAUAUCCCACGUGCUGUAAAAAGGAUUUUCUUUUUAAGUCACUCAUAAAUGAUGUUCUAAUUAUAAAACUGACGAUGAGCACCGUGUCUGAAUCAAGUGAUCAAGAAAUACUGCCGCCACUUCCUUACAAAAAUGGACUGUUUGCAGAUGUCGUGUUACACGCAAAUGGUGCGGAAUUCAAAGUACAUAAAUCCAUUUUGUGGGCGAGAUGGCCCAAACUUGUAGAAAAACUAGACACAGAAGGGACUUGUGAACAAGUUUUCGAUAUGAGAUCGGACGUGCUGGAGGCCAUACUCAGAUAUGUUUACACCGGAAAACUAGACUGCAUUGAAUCUGAUUUAUUAGCGGAACUGUAUGCUGCAUGUGAGAAAUAUGAACUCCUUGAUUUGCAGUGUUUACCUGUUGUCGCACAGAAGGCGCGAACUCGUAUUAAUGUACGGAAAAUAUCAUUUGAGUGGCCAAUAAAGAAUUUCUCAAGCUUGCCAAUGAAUACAAGGAUACAUUGCCACCUAUUCAGUGUGAAUAUUUUGAAGUCUUGUAAAUGGAACUUGAGGCUUCACAUACGUGAAGAUGCACUGCAUGGUAGAAUGUUUGAUAUUUCCCUCUGCAAAAUGUACGAUCCUGAAACCAAGCCUAUCUUUGUGAGAAGCAAAGUAUCCUUCGAUGGGAUUAAUUCUUCAGAAAAUGAGCACUUGUUCGAAACGGAGAAAAACUGGAAAUGUGCCGAUUUUUCACGAAAGAAUCCUGUGGAUCCUGAUGAUGUAUUGCAACUUAAAUUCGAAUUUAAGUUUUCUGACUGCAACAAUGUUUCUGAAAUAAUGGAAUCUACUUAUGCCUACGUAUCUUCUAUUAACUGCCAUUCAAUUAACAAUGAUUUCAGAAAUCUUUACAAAACUGGUAUGUUAUCGGAUAUCAAUAUUAUCGUUGGUUCCGAAACACUACGCGCACAUAAAUGUGUUUUAUGCGGCCGAUCUUCGGUGUUUUCCAGAAUGUUCGAAACUGACAUGAUCGAAUCGGAAAGAAAUGACGUCGAGAUUUCGGAUAUUGAUCCGCAGGUAAUGGACGAAUUCCUUCUGUUUAUGUACACCGGAAAUCUCGAAAAAUCGUCUGACGAAACGGCUGAGCAACUUUACGUGGCAGCCGACAAAUACAAUGUCCCUGCUCUGAAGAAAAAGUGUUCAUGUUUUCUGAUCUCUAAUCUGAGCGUUGCAAAUGUGUGCAGAAUUCUGCAGUUAGCCAGUUUGCAUUCUGAUGAUGAUUUAUACAAAAGUGUGUUUGAGUUUUCAUUUGCACAUGCAGAGGAAAUUUUCUCUACUGAUGAAUGGAAAAAUAAAGCGAAAGAGAAUUUCUAUAUGAAAUUUUUGCAAGAUAUGGUAGUUCAGAAAAAACUUACAGCAAAAUGAUUUAUUUAUAUACAACUCAAAAUAUCACUCAAGUCAAGUUGCACGUUUCAGAUUUCGAAAAAAAAUCUGAAACGUGCAACUUGACUUGAGUGAUAAAUUUCCGAUCUUGAAUUCAUAUUUAAAAUUUUUAACAUGCCCUUUGGUAAGUAACUAAAGCCAUGGUAAAAAGUUACUAAAAAUUUUGUAAUUUUGUUCAUGAUACCUUAUUUUUUAUUAAGAAACAUAAUGAGUAGUUAGUUAUUUUGUAAUUUUGUUCAUGAUUCCUUAUUUUUUAUUAAGUCACAAGAAACGUAAUGAGUAGUUAGUAAUCAUUUUGUAAUUUUGUUCAUGAUUCCUGAUUUUGAUUAAGGUGACAAGAAACAUAAUGAAUAGUUAGUAAUCAUUUUGUAAAUUUUGUUUAUCAUGGUUUUUGAAUAAAGUAUUUCAUUUUACUUAUAUUAUUAAAAUUCAGAAUUAUACGAACUUUACAUCUCCUACUGUAUUAUUAUUCUACGACCAGAUUAAGAAUAUUUUGUCUCUGCACGAUCUUGGCUUAAUUAAUAAUUAAUAAUCUAAUUUUUCUUCUUAAUUUAGAGAAUAUUUCACUUUAAAACAAUUUAGUUCUUUAUAAAAUACUUCGAAGUGAAGAAUAAAUUUUGUGUUUAUUACUUUAUUUCUAGGUGUAACUGUCUUUCCCUUUACAAAACUUAUUCAAAGCAUUUCUUUCAUAUAUUAGUAAUUUUUAAUAAAUUUGUGUGUAAUUCUCUGAUAUAGAUGUUGUUUAAAGAGAUGAAAAGUUGAUUUCGGGUUUUUCAGUACGAAACGUUUCUUAUAAGUUAAGAGUGCUUUAACUACAUAACAUGUGUCCCGUUCGAAAACAACAUUUUCGGUAUAAGUUAUUACUAGUAAACUUAUAUUUUAAAAAUAAAAUUAAUUAAAAUUCAUCAAGUUAGAUAUUGGUAUGAAUAUUCGUUUUUUAUAAUUGAAGGCUGAUGGGAUAGUAUUUAUUGUAUGCAAAUUAAAUGUAUUAAAAGUUUUUUA
Molecule: messenger RNA, 2784 nt
Organism: Stegodyphus dumicola
Lineage: Eukaryota; Metazoa; Arthropoda; Arachnida; Araneae; Eresidae
Molecular function (GO): protein binding
Source: RefSeq, a predicted model, not a curated record